This is a messenger RNA of Oryctolagus cuniculus (rabbit), 295 nucleotides long. Lineage: Eukaryota; Metazoa; Chordata; Mammalia; Lagomorpha; Leporidae. The record is from RefSeq and is a predicted model, not a curated record.
CCAUCUCAUAUGCCUGGGAAUGGUGAUGAUAACAUUUGAAGACCUGGCUGUGUACUUUACCUGGGAGGAAUGGCAGAACAUGAACCAAGCUCAGAAAAUCCUGUACAGGGAUGUGAUGCUGGAGACCUACAGCAGCCUGUUCUCCUUGGGGCACUGCAUGACCAAACCUGACUUGAUCUUGAAGUUGGAGCAAGGAGCAGAGCCCUGGAUGGGGAAAGAAUGCUUACAUCAUAGCCUUUCAGUUGCCAUGAAAAGAGAUGACCUGAUUAGGAAAAACCAGAAAAAUCAGGACAAA